AAAAAAUAGCAAAUAUCGGAUAAAAAGUACAAAAGCAACCGAUACAUAAAUUCAACAAAAUAUACAUACUAUUCAAUUUUUAAAAACAAAUAUCCUUGACAUUAUGGUAUACCGUUUGUUGUAAAAAUAUACAGCGUGCAAAAAUAAUUGCUGAAACUGCUGAUUCGAUGUGUAAUUUUAAUUGAAAUGAAGUUAUGAAUUCUAUAUGUAAUUUUGAUUUUUUUUUAUUUUCCUUUCAUAACAAAAUAAUCAAUCUUUAUUUAAAUUUGUAGUGUAGUGUAGUAAAAACUUCAUCUUUUCCACAGCUAAAAUAAUUUACCAUUUUUAAUUGAAACACCCUAUAUAUUUUUCUCAACACUUCGGUUGAGGUUUUACCGCUUCCGUUGCCCUCUUCGAAUUCUACGAAUAAAGUCACUUAAACAAAACUUUAAUCGCAUCUGGCACUGACAUGACGUCAUUAAAACGUUGUACACGCUUCAGAUCGCGUAUCGGACGUCCGAAUUGAGGACAUUUUUCAAAUCCGGGCGCGAACAAAGCGUUUCGGCAGUGACUUAUUUAUCGGAAAAGGGCAAUAAUGCCCUAAGCAAGCGGCCGAAAGACAUGAUCGUGGUUUUGUUGUGCUGCAUGAUGAAAAUCGUGGAGUUUUCCACGGGCAAGUCCCAGCGGAACCCCAAACCCCGGGGCAGGUACAAGAUGCACCACGGGAAGAAACGUAGAGGCAAAGGCAUGAGUGAGGUGGGUGUAGUGCGGGCCAGUCCAGACUCGGAUUGCAACAGCAAUCAUCACGGGUCGGCCUUGUACCUCAGCAACACCUCAUCUCAGGACAUCGAUUUCGUGCAAGACAACUCGGAUUACCAGUGGUUCCUCGACUACGGCUAUAGAGAUGGCAGUACCAACCACCACACGAGCAUACUGUCGCUGCCCGAGGCCUACGAGGCCGGCGACAACUACUACGACGCCCUGUCGAAAAACAUGGACGCUAACCUCGCCGAAGCGGACAUGGAAAGCUUCAGGACGGAAGACAUCCACGCAUUACUCACCAACUUGCCUCCCAUGUGCAGUACCGACCAGCUGAGCCAGGAGACCCACCGUCAGGGGGAGUCCUACGCGGAGGUUUCCGGUUCGAUGAUGGGCAAGUUCGAUCUGGACAGUUUCAUGAGCCCACAGAACAGUUCGCAGGGCGAAGACUGUUCCGCCAAUUCGAAUUCGAUGUCGAUCUGCAAGUCGGAGCUGCUGUUUAGUCCGGUGAAGGAGACCCCGAUGCCUGGCGCGAAUUUCUCGGUGGACUCGUUGGACUGCGACAUCCAGGACCUCAUGCUCACCUGCCAGGCGAACAAGGACAACUACACGAUAGCCUUCGAAGGAUCGGUGACGAUGUACAGCGAGGAUAGCGAUUAUCCCGCCAACGACAAAAGCGCGAAUUCGAACCACCAAGAACGGUCGGUCGAGGUCGAGGCACCUCCGCCGCGUGCAAAAAAGAUUCUGGAAACGUCGAUGACGCAGUCGGAUUCCGGGGGUUUCACCACGUGGAGCAAACUGAAAAAACGCGGAAGCGACGAUCAACUGCGCAGGCCGUCGGGUAACAAUAACAAUUCGGAAGACGAGGGUAGCGGUUUGGGGUUGGGCGACGCGGCGACCAAGAGCCGCAGCAUGCCGAAUUUGCACAAACGCAAAACGAACGGCCUCGUCGCUAACAGCGUGUACUUGAAGAGCCAGAGUAACAGUUCGGAAACGGAAACAGUGAAGCGUAGACCCGUCAAAGUGUUCGACAUCCAUCAUCAAAUCCAAACCAGCAGCGGCAGCGGCUCGGUUUCGGACAUGGCGACCUCUAUCGACGCCAGCAGCUGCGACGCCGCCGGGAACCGACAGCCCAACUUCAACCUCGUCAAACUCUUCAUGAAACAGAAAAGUAUGAGCACAGAAGGUAUGUCGAUGACGAUGGACCAACUCUCGUCCACGGAAAACUGGCCGGGCGGCAGCAACUCGUCCGCGAGCAACUCCUCCGACGCCAAAAACGCGGACCACCUGAAGAAUCUCGAGCUGAGCAACGAUCAGAAAACGUGCGACAGCAGCAGCACGCGUACGUACGACCUCAUCGCCGAAGAGCCGGAGGAGGAGACGUCCAAGAGCGAGUCCGUCGAGCAACUCUCCGAGAGCGUCGAAGAGAACGUCAACAACAACGACAGCUUCGCCGUGCGUCCCAGACCGAAAGCUCCGAGCCCCGGGUCGUUUUUAAACGUCCUAGAUCGCAGCAUCCAGACGUCUCAAUUUUCCGAAAUCCUCAACCUCAAACACGCGAACAAGAUGUGCGCGGGCCCGCACCCUCGCGAUCCCGUCAAAAUAAUCGAACCGUCGUUCCUCAACAGGCUGAAAAAAGAGGGCGAGGUUCAAAAACCCGUAUACGUACUAUACCCGAACUACGUCCUGCCUGAUCUCGGGUUCCUCAACGAGAAAACCGACGUAGCGGACGUCCUAUUCGUGCCCCACAGGGCGCCGAAGGUCGUCCCCCAUCGCCGACGCCCUUUCAGCUUCAACGAUAUCGAGAGUCUCAAGCGGAAAGGCUUCGAUCACGUCAAAGACUGGGAGUCGCUCAACGUCCUGCUGCCGCAGGAGUACCGCAAGCUGCUGGCCGACGUGCCCGAGGUGUCGAGUGGCGUCAAGGUCGUCGCCAAAGAGCGGCCGUCGUUCGUGCGCAGCAAGAAACGACCGUCGAGCUGUGAGCUGGCGCAGACGAACGUGUCGUCGAGUUCGAGUACGGCGACUCAGCCCAGUUCCGGCUACAGGGGCUCCUCGAGCCUGCUCACCGACUCGCAGAACAGUCCCGCACCCCAGAACAACCUCAAUCCCCUUUUCGUUUAUCGAUACGACAGCGUCACGAGCUCCGAAGCGAGUUUAGUCAACAGUGACAAAAGGGGCGUGGCCAUGCGGUGCGUCAGUUUGCCUCAGGACGCGGCGCCGCCCAGGCCGCCGCUCCCGCGCGGCAUCCUCAGGAAAGGCGACGUAAAACGCUACGGCGGGGCGUACGAGACGAGCGAGGAGGAUUUGGCGGCCGACCACGCCCCCAAGUCGCGCCACGCGACCCGAAACAAACGCUUGUCGGAGACCGAAGACGAGGGAGUGGACGCGGGCGCGUCCAGCAGCAGCCUCGACGACCACGUGAGCGUCGACGAGCUGAUCCAGCUCGAGGAGUUCCUCAAACUGAGCGGCUUCUCGACCGACGACGACCGACAGACUGAGGAGAGUCUGACGCACCUGCGUUCCUACGUCGGCAAAUUUUUGACGUUGAAAAUCAACCAGGAAGGAUCCGAUCGUUUCGGCAAGAAGACGGUCAGCUUCGCCGAGAAAGUCAACGUCAGUCCGCGUCACCAUCAGACGUUCAAUCCGCCGAACAAUUCGCCGAACGCUUCGGCGUUCCUGCCGCAGCAGCGGAACUGUCAGCCGAAAACGCUCGCCGAUAUGCCUAUCUGCGAGGAGAACGAGACGAGUCCGAACUAUUCGAGUCCGAGGACGACGCCCGUUCACCUGUGCAAGAACGCGUCCGACAAUUAUCUGCAGAAGCGAUCGUUGAUCAACGGAGUGCUGGACGCGGUGGAACAGGUCAUGCAGCAUUUCUCCGCGGCGUCCGAUCAGCAGGAACUGAACCACCUCGGCGAUUCCGGACUGAAUCCCGCGUGCGCCAAACUGACGUUGACCACUCUGUGCCCCGCCCUUUACGCGGUGCUCAGCGACGGACUGAGGCCGUGUCUCGAGACGAGUUUCGGCGCCAUCAACAACUCCGUCUGGCAGGUCGUCGAGGCGUCCGCCCAACAAGGCCCCCUUACGAAAGCCCUCAACGACCUGGUGAUGAAGAUCAACGGCGAGGACGUGAUCAGCGAGGGCCUGAUCAAGUUCAACGCGUUCAUCUUCGGCUUGCUGAACGUCAGGUCCUUGGACGCGUGGACGAGCUACCUACGGACGCGCGAGAGCGUGCUGAAAAAACAUUACACCGCCGACUCGUUGCUGGUCACGUCGCACACCGGCGGCACUAAUCUCAGGAGCAUGCUCGACGCCAUGAUCGCCGCCCUGCAGCCCCUCGCCUUCCUCCCGUUCCAACUCGACCUGCUCUUCGAGUACAAGCAGCUCCAUCUGAGUUUCAAGCGAAUGGACUCGUACCACCAACCGCUCAGUCCUACGCGCAAACACUCAACCUCUCCGAACUUCAAGCAGUUCAUGUCCCCCAAGUACGCCUUGUCGUCUCACAGCUCGGAAUCGGACGACGCCUCUACCGCGACCGUGAGACAGGCGGCAGAGUCCGCGGCGGUUCGCAGAACCAAAGAACGACCCAGGAGCUGCCUGGACCCCAGCAAACCCAGCUUCAAGCUGGGAGAGGACGUGAACUCUGUCGCCAAGAGGAGAUGGUCCGGCAUAGCGCUCAGCUCGAGGCUUUAUCAGGCGUACGACAAGCUGUCGAAGGAGGACGAGGAGUACGCCGACAGUUUGGAGAACCCGGAACCGGAAGAGAGGAAACCCAUCGCCUCGGCGUCGCCGUUAAGAGACGAACCGGAACCGGAAUCGUUGGACUCGAACUUCUCGGACGAGAAGCCAUUGAACGGAAGAAGGUUCAAGAAGCUGCAGCGGAAAUGGGAAAUGCUCAGCGGGAAAGAGUCGACGGAGGAGCCGAGCUCGCCGACUCAUCCCGCCGGCAAGUCCAAGAUCCCUCGGCCCGUAUCCUCCCCCGUCAAACCGUCGGGGAUUCCCGUACUGAUAUCGCCGACGUCGAAGCAGACGCAGAGACCUCAAAUUAAAACCGCCCCCGCCGUCAAGGGCGCGACGAAGUCGCGGACGAGCAGGGUGGAUCGCGUGGAGAACGGGGAGGGGCCGAGGCACGUGCAGAGACCGAGCAGCUUGCCGUACAAGGCUGCCAAUCAGAACAAGGGGUCGAAGAUGGUGCCUCCCCGGAGGGCGGCCUCCAGCUCGCUGAACAGGAGACCGUUGGGCGCGCACGCGCCGUCCAAGACGCCAAAGGUUGUGAGGACCGUCGGUCACCGUUUGCCCUCGGAGAGCGGCCAUUUGUCCUACAACGAGGGCGAAAUGCUGCGCGUGGUGCUGGAAGUGGACGACAAAUGGUGGUUGUGUUGCCGUGGCACCCAGAAGGGUCUGGUGCCGAAAUCGGCUGUGAUCGCCGACACCGGACCAUUCUGAGAAACGGCCUAAACGUACACUCGUCGCCUGGCGGCCAUGUUGUGCGAAACUCGACGAGUUUCGAGUGUUUUCUAGUCCGCGCGCACGAAAUAUGGCCGCCGGCGCUGUAUUAAGUAUUACGUUAUAUAUAGCGUAGAGUUAAGUGCUGUGUCGCCGCUUGUUGUUGUUGUUGUUAUUGUAAGCCCUAUACAUAUAUAUAUUUUUAUUUGUGCAUUAAUAUCGGAAGAGGUUUAUCGAGUCAAGGGUCAGGGUUCGGUGUACAGGUUUGGUAAGAGCGAUGUUUAGUUUCUUAGGUUUCCCUUAAAAUAUGAACGAGCCCUGCAUUUAAAGUUGAUUACUAUUACAUAUGCAUUAUAUUGCUGUCGUCGUCCCGUACUUAAGCGCGAUGCUUCAGGGGAACGGGGGGCAGCUUUAUCCACGGCGGACCGCUCGCCACUAACACUUCUCAAGCUUCCGGGUGGUUGGUUUCCUUUUUUUUUUUUUUUUUUCAAUCUCUUCCCAGAGUAGGGCAGCGUUUCCGUUUUAGUUCUGACGUUAUUAGCGUUUAACGCGAGCUCUAAGCCUUAAGGAAGUUAAAUGCGCUAAAUUUCAACUAUCCAGUUUGAGGUUUAAAGAAGUUAAACGGUCGUGACGCAACUAGGGCCUUACAAUCAAUUACAUUACAUUCCAGCCGGUUUACUAACUAGUUUGGGUUAGGUUUCGCGGUCCGAUGAGACGGGCGGGCGCGGCGAGAGCUAACCUCUGACCUCUCCCCACUCCCUUCCGUGCACGCUAACCUCAUGCGCGCGCAGCCCCGUCAGGUCGACGUCAUCAGCACGUAACAUCCGAAAUGUUAUGUUACGGUCAGCGCCACAGUGCGGACGGUGUCGCAACUGGAAACGUUUUUGGAGAAAGCCGGUAAAGAAAUCUUUAAGGAAUGGUGUCGCCAUCUGUUAGAUAAAAUGUGACGUAUAUCUCAAAUUUAACUUCGAUUUACAUCGUUCAACGAGUUAUUUAAAAAGCGCACAAAGUAUUCUUCCCUCUAAUAAUUUAUGUACAUUUUUAAAUAGCUUUAUUUAUAUUAUAAUAUAUCUAUAACUUCAAAUACAUGCAACAAAAAUACAAAAAUUUCCUAUUGUGUUGGAAUAAGUUUUGCAAGUUGUUUUGACGAAAUUCCAGAAGUCUUGAGAGCACAGUGACUUCGUCAAACAUGAUUAACAUUACAAAGUUUGUUAAGGUUAAUCAUCAUGCUGUAGGUUACGUGAAAAUCAGGAUUUUUGAACUUGCCGUACCAAUUUAUUGGACAGAGAACCAUCGGAACAAUUGAUAACGACACAUUUUUAACGCUGCUCCCUAGUCUGUGGUUUUUCGGUCCGUUUUACUGAGGAGUUGGGCGCCGCGCCCAACUUUGAAAGUGAAAAACUCGCACAACUUUCAGUGUUCCGGCGCCUUAUCGCGAAACGAACGUUUUCUGAUUCGAUUUUUGGCGAUAAGAUGUCGGGCGCACUUCCUCUCGGCACCGUUAGAGAGCGCGCGCGUUGUCCGAGUAUUAAACUUGAUACCCGCGGGAUCCAACCGAAGCUCUACCCUUUCUUUACUCUUUAACGAUUUUUUUCAGCGUCCCACUAACUUCCCUUUUAACGCCCUUCCGCUGUGGAUCGAGCGGCGUCGUUCCUCGGAUAUACAAAAAAAAAUUGUGAUAAGCUUACAGCUUUUUAAGAGUAAUUUGCUAGGUGUAUAGUUAAGUUUUUCUAUGGUUAAUGCUAAGUACGAUAAGGGUAACGUGGUUUAGGGGGCGCACGCGCGGGACCUCGGUGCGUCACUUUUUUUUUUCUUCGCCUAGAAUUUUGCCGUACAUACUGGGCAUUCCAGAUUUUAGUUUGCAGCCUUUAAUUGCCGGUCCUGCAUGUUUACCAGAUCAAACGAAAACGUAUAAUGCAAAACGCGUUGCUUAGAUUUUGCCUGGUCAUGUAUAUAUUAAUGUGAUAAAUAUUAUGCGCAGGAACCUGUAAUUGCGUCAUCUCAAAUGUCCCCCGGGUGACGGAGGAUGCAGAAGUUAGGUAUACCUACUACUAAUAUUUGACAUGUUUCCAUUAAAAUAAAAUUAAAUGGACCUUCGGAUAACCUUGAAGCAGUCGAAAAUCUAAACGCGGUAGUUUGCUCGGAUUUCGCAAACAUUUUUUCCGGUAAAUAUAUAUUAUUUACCUAUGCGUAUUUGUAUAUAUCGAAACAAGAGAGGGGAUGUACAUAUAUUAACGAUUACCAAAGUCUAAGCGAUCGAACGAUCGAGUCGAUUAUAUUCCGAUUAGUUUUAGUUCGCGUUUUUAGUUUUCUUUUUUUUUUUCGUAACGGUUUUCGUGCCAUACGAGCUCAGCAUCUGCGUUUUUGUUUCGUCCUUCCACUGUAAAAAAUCGCAUUUGUCCUUUAAAUUAUUCUACCAUAACGUAGAAAGUGUAAUUUAUGCAUUAAGGAAUUAAAAAAAACUUAUUCGUA
This is a messenger RNA of Cylas formicarius (sweet potato weevil), 7653 nucleotides long. RefSeq lists its product as uncharacterized. The record is from RefSeq and is a predicted model, not a curated record. Gene Ontology annotation, molecular function: protein binding. Bases 601 to 5181 code for a protein of 1526 amino acids. Gene Ontology annotation, cellular component: cytoplasmic vesicle. NCBI's taxonomy places the organism in Eukaryota, Metazoa, Arthropoda, Insecta, Coleoptera, Brentidae. The transcript has 10 exons.